Entamoeba dispar SAW760 is the source of this 1110-nucleotide messenger RNA. RefSeq lists its product as uncharacterized. The record is from RefSeq and is a predicted model, not a curated record. The transcript has a single exon. NCBI's taxonomy places the organism in Eukaryota, Evosea, Mastigamoebida, Endamoebidae. Bases 1 to 1110 code for a protein of 369 amino acids.
AUGAAAGUUGUGACUAUUUUAUUUGUGGUAAUUUGUAUAUGUAAUGGACAAGUUCCUGCAGAUUUAAUUGAUAAAAUUCAUAAAAUAAAAGAACAACGAAUUCAAGAAGUUCAACAACUUGAUAAAAGAGCUAAAGAAAUAGAAAGUAAAAUGGAUAAAUUAUUAAAAGAUGCUGAACAGAUAAAAGCAGAAAGAAUAACAACGAAUAUAAAAAACACAAUGACAGAGGCUGAUAAAAUGUUAAGCAAUUAUACAAAUGAAGAGAUUAAAAAAAUAAAUAAACAUUAUAACCAAUAUGAAAAAGAUAUUAAUGCCACUAUUAAAAGUAAUAAAAAUAUUUAUAAAAGGAAUGAAAAAGAAUGGAUAGCUCAAAAAAAAUUAUUAAAAUUUUUAAAAAAUGAAGUUAAAAAAGCAUCUCUUUCACUUGAAAAAAAAAGAAUUCUUUUAAAAAAAAAUAGAGAAAAAGAAAAAAAAGAAUUACAAAAAACUCUUAGAGCUGUUCGUAUUGCUCGUUUAAAAGGUUUAAAAGAAAAGGCUUUGGCUGAAGAACAUCGUCAUGAAUUACUAAGAAAAGCUGCAUUAGAAGAAAAAAAAAGAACUAAAGAGGAAAUUGAAGAAAGAAAAAAUCUUAUUGCUCAAUGGAAAUUACAAAUGAAAGAAUUAGAAAGAAGUGAAAAAAAUCAUAUGAAAACAUUACAAGAAAUUGAAGAGAUUAAAAAAAGAAGAGGAAUGGAACAAAGAGUAAAAAACAUUCAAUUAAGAACUAAAGCUCAAAAAGAAAGAUUUGAAAGAACUGAAAGACAAAAAGCACUUAUUCGUAAAAAAUUGGAAAAAGAACGUAUUGAAAAAUUUAGAAGAGAGUUAUUUGCAAGAAGAUGUGCUAGUUUAACUCGUGCAUAUAAUAAAAGACCAAAGAAAUAUGUUCACGUUUGUAUCCCAAAAAGUAAUAUUGAAUUAAUGGGAAAAAUGAAGAAAUGUUUACCAAUUUGGAAACAAGACUUACCUUCAUUAAAAAGAAAAUUAAAUGCUGUAGAUCAAGUUAGAAAAAAAUUAUCUAAAAAAUCAAAUUUCCUUGAUCCUCAAAUUGACUUGAUCGUUCCAGUUUAUUAA